GUUCUUUUUCUUUUUUUUUAUCGUCCAGCUCUCCAUGAUAUUUUUUUGCACGAGAUCACUACUGUACAAGUUCAUGAUUUUAUCGAUUGUCUCGAACGAAUACCACCAACCUCUUCAAUGGUCUUGACACAACAACUGUUUGUGAAUAUUUUCCGGCAUGUUUCAUGCUUGCACUGGCAUUUCAAAUGUGACGAUGGCCAGGAAUGCAUACAUUCGAUGGCAAAAUGUGAUGGACACCAGGACUGCUCGGACGGCAGCGACGAAUCGCCGCACUGGUGUCGCAAUGUUGCCAUUGAUAAUUGGCCAUGCGAUGAUCGAAAGGCUUCCAUUCCGCGAUCCCUCAUCUGCAACGGUUUGGUUUUUGAUGCUUCCGAAAGUUUUCGUCUUAGUUAUGAGAAAGAAAUAAACCCUAGAGUAAACGAUUGUAACGAUGAAUCGGAUGAAGCGCAUUGUCGCUGUGCCAGUCCGUCUCAUCAUUUCGAUUGCGCUGGUGUUGGUUCAUUUGCCGCUUCCCGACCUGGAGAAUGUAUUAGCCGAGAGUUAAUGUGCAAUGGUGUCAGCAAUUGUUAUGGUGGCCAAGAUGAGGCAAAACAGGUCCUUAUCAUUUGUUUUUACACUCAUAAGCGUCGUAAUGGACCGAAAUUUAUCAGAUGUUCGGAACUAUAUUAA
Gongylonema pulchrum is the source of this 669-nucleotide messenger RNA. Lineage: Eukaryota; Metazoa; Nematoda; Chromadorea; Rhabditida; Gongylonematidae. The record is from the annotation of a GenBank genome assembly.